Molecule: messenger RNA, 1629 nt
Organism: Stylonychia lemnae
Lineage: Eukaryota; Ciliophora; Spirotrichea; Sporadotrichida; Oxytrichidae
Source: the annotation of a GenBank genome assembly
AUGCAGGAUGAAACAAGUCCUCAACAAUAAUAAAAAGAGUAUGAAAUGACAAGUGCUCCAUUUGCUAAGAGACAAAGGAGUAACUCUGUGUAUGUGGCUGCACUGACUGAUAAUCUAGUAGUAGUAAAGCUUAAGGAGAAUGAAGCAAGUAAAAGGAACAGAAUACUCUUAAAGUAAGUCUUGCUUGAUAUAUGUGAGCAGUUCACACUAGACUUACUGCUAGAUUGUAUCAGCAGUGAUAAGCAUCCAUCACUCAUUGCAUUUUUGCUAAUCAUACUCACUCGUCCUGAUUCACUAAAUGAAUAGAGAAUGCUCUGUAUAUUUAUGUUCUCUUUCAUUCUUGGUGGUGCUUGCUGGAAUGGUUCGGUCAAGCUAUUAGACAGUAUGGACAAAGAUAAACUAUCCUAAUUCCUCAAGGUGCUAGUGUUGAACCUUGCUAAUGAUUCAGAAAGGAAAUUGCUAACUGCUUGGGCUAAUACUACAAGCACAUUGAAGAAUAACAACAGCAAUGUAGAUGACCGUCUAUUGGUACUAUCGUUUGCUGUAUAACUUGAUGACUAAGCAUUUUUUGUUGAGUUCACUAACUUGUUCUUGAAGGUUUCUGCUUCAGAGUUUUUCAAGCAACAAAAGAUAUGUGUGAAUGACUAUUUGUAACUUGCUGCAGAUGUUUAAGAGCACAGUGUCUUUGUUAUAAUCACUAAUCAUAAGGAAGAGUUUAUGAUGCAAUCUCUCUGUGAGUGGAAGGUUCUUAUCAACAAGUACCAGGUGAAAUCAGUAGUAGAAGAUGGUGAAUAAGUUCAAUCAUUCAUUGAAGAGUUGAGUGAUAAGUAUGGAGGGAUCACUGAGGACUUGUUGAAGACAGAUCUCACUCUGAAUUAAGACUGCAUCUUAUGUAUAGUGGUCCACACAUCAGAGAAAAAGCCUAAAAAAAGUCAGCUUGCUUUGCCUCAUUACUGCGCUGAAAGCUAUCUUAUGAAGAGAGACCGUGCUGCCUUUGCUGAGUUCUGGGCUCUCUUAGGUUACGAUGAGACCUGGAUCCAAUAUCACGCUGACUGUAACAUCACACCUGUAAAGGGAGAGCUGGUCAUAAUAAAUGAAGCUGAUUAAUUCAUGCUCAAUCUGAUAGAGGAAUUUAUGAAGCUUGUGAAUUAGUAUGCUUGCUUGUGCUUUACUGGAGCCCCCGAUAAUUGUUACGCGAAAGGAGCAGAAGCUAAGGUAAGAGGUAUGCUUGCGCUCAGCAAGUUCGACUUUAUGAUUGAGCCAAAAUUUAAGCCUGUCAAGAAUAUUGCUGAUCUACAGAUGGAUGAGAAUGUUUAAGCUGCUACUCUAGGAGAAGACAACUCACAUUAAGAAAUUUUAAGUCUCUGGUGUAAACACGCUAAAAUGACACUCGUGAAUGCUAAGCCAUUCAUAAACAGAGAAAGGCAAUGCAAGGCCUUGUUAGAGUAGGUAGGUCCCACGAUGUGUUGCAUGGUUAAGCUGUAAAAGAUUCAAACUAUGGUGAUAGCGGUACAGGUUGAAGCUAUGUCAAAGGGCUUCACCAGUAGAUAGAAAAUUUGCUCGGUAUUAGAAAUAAGAAAACCAAACCAACAUUUAACAAUGUUGUCACCCUAGACUAGUUCUAUAUGA